AUGCCGCCAAAGGCAUCGAAGGCCGACUUGGCAAAGAAGCAGAAGGUCGUGGAGGACAAGACCUUUGGUCUGAAGAACAAGAACAAGAGUAAGAAUGUCCAGAAGUACGUACAGAAUCUCAAGCAGUCAGUCCAGCCCAAAGUAGACCCAACCAAAGCCAAGAAAAAGAAGGAGGAAGAGAAAGCCAAAGAGAAGGAGCUUAAUGAUUUGUUCAAGGUUGCUGUUAGUCAGCCAAAAGUGCCAGCUGGUGUUGAUCCCAAGUCUAUAUUGUGCGAGUUUUUCAAGGUUGGGCAAUGUACUAAGGGAUUUAAGUGCAAAUUUUCCCAUGAUUUGAAUGUUCAGAGGAAGGGUGAAAAGAUUGAUAUUUACAGUGAUAAGCGCGAUGAUGAAACAAUGGAGGAUUGGGAUCAAGAGACGUUGGAGAAGGUUGUGGAGUCAAAGAAGAAUGAGUAUAACCAGAAUAAGCCCACCGAGAUUGUUUGCAAACACUUCUUGGAAGCAGUGGAAAAGAAGCAGUAUGGUUGGUUUUGGGCUUGUCCAAAUGGUGGAAAAGAGUGCCAUUACAGACAUGCUCUUCCUCCUGGCUAUAUUUUGAAGUCUCAGAUGAAGUCACUUCUUGACGAAGAGUCUGAAAAAAUUGCCAUUGAGGAUGAGAUCGAAAAUCAGCGUGCAAAAGUUACAACCUGUACUCCAAUGACCACUGAUUUGUUCAUGCAAUGGAGGAAGAAAAAGACAGAAGAGAAAGAGGCUGGCCUGGCUGUACAACGAGCAGAGAGGGCUAAGAAUGACCGCAUGAGUGGUCGUGAGUUGUUUCUUGCGGAUGCUAGCGUGUUUGUGGAUGAUGCUGAAGCUUAUGAAAAAUACCAGAGACAAGAACCUGAGGCUGCUGAAGAGAAGGUCAAAGACAACUCAGCAGCAGCAGGACCAAGCGCCUCUACUAGUGUGGCUGGUUCCGAAGAAGUCCCCAUCGAUGAUGACGGUGACGACGACGAUGACGACGAUGAGUUGGACAUGGAUGAGUUAAAUGAACUUGAAGCAAGUUUGUCAAGAACAUCCAUUCAGAUAAGGGAACCAGGUAUAGAGGCAUCUUGA
This is a messenger RNA of Prunus armeniaca (apricot), 1092 nucleotides long. The record is from the annotation of a GenBank genome assembly. Lineage: Eukaryota; Viridiplantae; Streptophyta; Magnoliopsida; Rosales; Rosaceae.